GGCUACGCCAUUAAUUACUCCGUUGAGUGAAAAAAGAAUGUCAAUUGACUAAUAAAAUAAGUAGAACAUCAUCAACCUUAAUUAUUAAUCAAGUCAUCCUAUAUAAUACAUAGUUUAUUUUCCAUCCAUCCAGUUUUGUUUGGCACACUGACCCAAAUUCGAUGGCGUGGACCAGAUGGAGGUUGUCAUAGAUCAAUUCUAACAGAUCUCGACACAAAUCGCCCCACGCUCGCGCCUCUGCUCUGCUCAUCGCAAUCCUCCUCCUCGUCUUCCAGACCAACUGUCAAUUUCUCCCCCUUUUAUCGAUUACCCUGUUUACAAGCAUCUAGGCAGUGGCGUAGCCAGACUUCAAGUUAACUGGGGUCCUAAAAAUUUGUAAUGCUAGAAUCUAUGCCUUGAAUAGAGUUUGAGUUGAUUGGGGUUCUUAAAAAUAGCUAAAAUUAAUAAGAGUAUGGGUGUCCUAAGUUUGAAGAAUCGGCUAAAACACCUACGUAUCUACUGAAUUUUUUUUUGCCUAAUUUUUCUGUCCCACUCCUCCACACUUGUCUCCCCACUGCAUCUAGGGUUACAUAUAAGGAGCAUUCUCCUUACUUGGUAUGUAAACCAUUCAAGAGAAGGAAACCGCAAGUGAUGGGCUGGGCCAACAAGAGAUUCAAACGAAAAUCCUUCUAUAGACUGCGGCUGGCCGGCGGCAGCAGCGAGGGAAUUUUACGCUUUCGGAAGGACAGAUGGAGAGCUGAGGCGGGCAGCACAUUGGUGAUGAGUGGGCCUUAGUCUGCCUUAUUCCUGGGCUAAACAAUAGGUCCAGGUCUGCGAAAAAGGAAUGGGCCUAACCGUAACCCAAUCCCAAACCGACGACGCACCUUAUCGAUAGCGGACGCUCAGUUGCCGGAUCCGGAUCGAAUUCAGUAUCCGAAUCACCGUCACUGCACUGACCUGUCCGUUUGAGCUGAAAAUCAAAAUUCAUCAGCGCUUCAACUCCACUUCCCGUCAAUUAGGGUUUAUUCGCACCUGGCGCAGCUACUUGAUCAAUUCAAGAUCUCAUUCCAGCGUCGGAGUAAUCUCGGGAAACCAUGUCCAAGAGGAAAUUCGGAUUCGAAGGAUUCGGCAUCAACCGUCAAUCGAGCUACAACUUCGAGCAAUCUCAAGCUCCACAGCGGCUCUACGUCCCGCCUUCCUCUCGCCACGGCCAUGACAACUACGAAGACACGGACCUGGACGACAUCGAUUACGACGAGAAUGAAAACGCCCCCAAGGAUGCGGCCGGCGAUGACGACAACAAAAAUGGCGCCGUCGACGAGGAAGAAAUCGACCCUCUGGAUGCUUUCAUGGAAGGUAUACACGAAGAGAUGAAAGCAGCGCCCCCGCCGAAGCCUAAGGAAAAGGUGGAUAAGUAUAGGGAUGACGAGGAAGAUGACCCCAUGGAGAGCUUCCUGAGGGCGAAGAAAGAUGUCGGGUUGACGUUGGCGGCGGAUGCUCUUAAUGCUGGAUACAAUUCCGACGAGGAGGUUUAUGCUGCGGCGAAAGCUGUGGAUGCAGGAUUGCUGGAUUAUGAUUCGGAUGAUAAUCCGGUGGUGGUUGAUAAGAAGAAGAUUGAGCCCAUUGCAGCUUUGGACCAUAGUUCCGUGGAUUACGAACCCUUUAACAAGGAUUUCUAUGAGGAAAACCAAUCCAUAGCAGCGAUGAGCGAGCAGGAGGUAGCUGAGUAUAGGAACACUCUAGCUAUCCGAGUUUCAGGUUUUGAUGUUCCCAGGCCAGUUAAGACGUUCGAAGAUUGUGGAUUUUCAGCACAGCUUAUGGGUGCUAUUACCAAACAAGGAUAUGAAAACCCAACGCCCAUUCAACGGCAAGCUUUCCCAAUCGUCCUGUCUGGGAGAGACAUAAUCGGGAUUGCGAAAACUGGUUCUGGUAAGACUGCUGCUUUUGUACUUCCUAUGAUUGUACAUAUUAUGGAUCAACCCGAGCUUCAGAAAGAAGAAGGGCCAAUUGGGGUGAUAUGUGCACCUACUAGGGAGUUAGCUCACCAGAUAUACUUGGAGGCAAAGAAAUUUGCUAAACCAUAUGGGUUGCGAGUCUCUGCUGUCUAUGGUGGAAUGUCUAAGCUUGAGCAGUUCAAAGAACUGAAAGCUGGUUGUGAAAUAGUUGUUGCUACUCCAGGUAGAUUAAUAGACAUGAUUAAAAUGAAAGCGGUGAAUAUGUCUAGAGGGACUUGCUUGGUACUUGAUGAGGCAGACAGGAUGUUUGACCUUGGAUUUGAGCCUCAAAUAAGGUCUAUCGUUGGUCAGAUUAGGCCAGAUAGGCAGACUCUACUCUUUUCAGCUACCAUGCCUUACAAAGUUGAGAAGCUGGCCAGAGAGAUUCUUUCUGACCCUGUCAGAGUUACAGUGGGGGAGGUUGGGAUGGCCAAUGAGGAUAUUACUCAAGUAGUCCAAGUUAUUCCAUCUGAUGCAGACAAGCUUCCCUGGCUUCUCGAGAAGUUACCUCCAAUGAUUGAUGAUGGAGAUGUCCUAGUGUUUGCCUCUAAAAAGGCCAUGGUUGACGAGAUAGAGUCGCAGUUGGUUCAGAAGGGGUUCAAAGUUGCAUCCCUUCAUGGUGACAAAGAUCAGGCUUCAAGGAUGGAGAUCUUGCAGAAAUUUAAGUCGGGUGUUUACCAUGUCCUUAUUGCAACCGAUGUGGCUGCUCGUGGGCUCGAUAUUAAAUCGAUUAAGUCGGUUGUGAAUUUCGAUAUUGCCAAAGACAUGGACAUGCAUGUGCAUCGUAUUGGUAGGACUGGUCGUGCUGGUGACAAGGAUGGAAUUGCUUAUACACUUAUCACUCAGAAAGAGGCACGAUUUGCAGGAGAGUUGGUCAACAGUUUGGUUGCUGCUGGUCAAAAUGUCUCUGCUGAACUUAUGGAUCUUGCUAUGAAGGAUGGAAGAUUCAGGUCCAAACGAGAUGCAAGAAAGGGAGGUGGUAAGAAGGGCAAAGGCAGGGGCGGUGGAGGUAAUCGAGGAGUCCGCGGCGUGGAUUUUGGUCUGGGAAUCGGCUACUCUCCUGAUUCCAGUUGGUCCUCGUCUCAGGAUAGACCCGGUAGAUCAGCAGCUGUCAAUUCGAUCCGGACAGGGAUGAUGGGACAGUUCAAGAGCAACUUUGUCGCUGCUUCGUCGAAUUCUCAAAACCAGGGAUUCAACAAUAACAAUCAUGGUCCAAGUCAUGUUCCCAGCACAAGGCCUGCAUUACGCGGGUUCGUUUCAGGUGGUUCAAUAGGAGGUGAUGCAAACCGAAUUCAGACACCCAGUAGUACCACAUUAUCUGGAUUUGCCUCUGCUGGUUCAAUUACCGGUGAUGCAAACAGAAGUCAAAACUCAUCAGGAAAUACCAGUCAGAAAACACCAGAAAGUUCGAGAAGCAAAGGCAGAGAACGGCGGAGACCCUCUGGUUGGGACAAUUGACGUAACGUGAUAGUUCGUUCCCCUCUACCACCCACAUGAACAAGCGCGAGCCUUGUGGGAUAGAGUUUGUAGUUUGCUGUAUGAUUCGAGUGCAUCUUUAUACGAACUCUCUUCUGGGAGAUCUUGUUUUUGGUUAACUCGGAAUGAUGUUGUAUUUGUUCAUAGUUGUAUAAAUUGAUUGGCAUUAGCGAUGUCAUAAUCACUUUAUUAAAUGCUGCUGUAACUUUGACCGAAUUUCCUCUUCGGUCUGAGAUUAGUAUUGCACAAUACACUUAUCGCUUUUGG
Molecule: messenger RNA, 3716 nt
Organism: Linum trigynum
Lineage: Eukaryota; Viridiplantae; Streptophyta; Magnoliopsida; Malpighiales; Linaceae
Source: the annotation of a GenBank genome assembly